Molecule: messenger RNA, 1626 nt
Organism: Acytostelium subglobosum LB1
Lineage: Eukaryota; Evosea; Eumycetozoa; Acytosteliales; Acytosteliaceae
Exons: 5
Coding region: 1-1626 (541 amino acids)
Molecular function (GO): hydrolase activity
Source: RefSeq, a predicted model, not a curated record
AUGGCAUUUAGUUGGUUGUCAAACAAGAUUGGCAGUGUAGAUAAUAUUAAACAAAAGAUACGAAAUGCAACGACAUCAAUUGCACAGACAGUUGCCAAUGGUGUAAAUAGUGAUGGUGAUGACAAUGAUGAUGAUGACGGUGAUGACAAUGGUCAUAGACGACAUCAACAACAACAAUUGGACAAUGAUCUAUAUGAUAACAAUACAUUACAUACUUCAACACCACCGACGGGUAAACGAGGCAGCGGUGCGUCAUUGUCACCGUCAUUGCCAUCAAUGUCGUCCUCGACGGACAAGGUGUUGAGCUCGGCGGCCAGAGCGAUGAUCGAUGCAACACUGCAACCAUUCGGGCGCUCGCCGUCUGGCUGCGUGGUGGACCACAUGGUCAACCUGUUUGGCAUCGGUGCCGACACCAAUUGCUCCGUCAACACGGCAGAGAUCUACGAGCGAUUCAAACAUCCAAUCAAGUAUCUCAAGUUCAAGGCCUUCACAUCUGCCUGCGCCAUCACCGACCGCAACACGUGGGAUCGUCAAUACGUCGACCGAGUCGUCCAACUUGCGCGCCACCUAAAGUCGAACUAUCCAGUAAGUAGUAGUUUGUUAGUUCAUUUUGGAAAGCUCAUGCUGUCAUCCAUCGACAAGCGAUACAGUACUGAUGGCGAGGAGUUGAUGCGACUAACAGGACUCUACGUGCCCAAUGACUACCUGAUGGACAUCGUACAAGACUUCUCAGAGUUGUUCACACCAUGUAUAUCUAUACAUCCAUACCGCAAGGAUGCAGUGGAUGAACUGUUAAAGUGGAUACUUAGGGGUGUACGUUAUGUUCGUUGGUUGCCAGUAUCGAUGGGCAUCGACUUGAACUCAGACCUUUGCGUACCAUUCUACGAAGCGAUGGUUGAGAAUGACCUUAUACUGUUUGUUCACACGGGCAAUGAACACUCGUUGGUGGAGCCACCCGAGUCCGACUCACGACUUGGCAAUCCAUUACUCCUACGUCGACCACUGGACAUGGGAGUCAAGAUCGUCGCCGUCCACUGUGGCGGUGAGGGCAAGAACCUCGACCUGGACGAGACCAAGCAGCCUCAGCCAAUCAUUCCAAAUCUUCAUUUAUUCCUAAGAUUGAUGCAUGAAGAGAAGUAUAAUAACAAUCUAAUUGGAGACCUGAGUGGCAUCGUGGCGUUUGAUCGAGUGGAAGCAUUGGUUCCACUGAUGGACCAUCAACAUAUACAUAAUAGACUGAUCUAUGGCAGUGAUUAUCCAAUACCAGCGGUCAACUUGGCAGUGAUCACUACGUUGUUGGCCAACAGAGGAUUGAUCACACCAGACGAACGUGAUGUAGUCAACGAGAUCUAUCGAUUCAAUCCAAUACUCUUUGACGUCGUCCUCAAGAGGAUAUUGCGCUCACCAAUCACUGGCAAUCGUUUCAGUUCAUCAAUAUUUAUGGAGAACAAGUUCUUUGAAUCAUCACCAGUAUUGAAUGGAUUCAAUAUUGAUCCAAAGUCUUCAUCACCAGUCAAUGGUCAACAACAACAGCAUAGACAUUCAUCAUCAUCACCUUUAAUUGAUGCAUCGAUUGAUGAUGAGUUACUUGAAGAGGACCUGCUCGAGGAGUAUACCGACUUCUAA